This is a messenger RNA of Tribolium madens (black flour beetle), 1438 nucleotides long. RefSeq names its product dual specificity protein kinase TTK (gene Mps1). Gene Ontology annotation, cellular component: spindle; kinetochore; nucleus. Gene Ontology annotation, biological process: chromosome segregation; protein localization to kinetochore; meiotic spindle assembly checkpoint signaling. Gene Ontology annotation, molecular function: protein serine/threonine/tyrosine kinase activity; ATP binding; protein serine/threonine kinase activity. The coding region runs from base 59 to 1396 and encodes 445 amino acids. The transcript has 4 exons. Lineage: Eukaryota; Metazoa; Arthropoda; Insecta; Coleoptera; Tenebrionidae. The record is from RefSeq and is a predicted model, not a curated record.
GACUUUGGUGGUUACGGUUGGUGUCAUGGCGGAAAACCGUUGAAAAAACAAAUUUGAAAUGAGUUCUUUGACUGGUGAUUUCUCGAUGUUAACACAGCCCCGACCCGAAAAUAAUUCAACGGAGCCACGAUUUGCCUUUAGUACAAUCAAACGGCGACAAUGCCAGCGCCGCAAGUUCCUCAAAAUCAAGCCGCUUCGCCUCGACGAAAUCCAGAAGGAAAUCGAGGAAGCGGAGCACAGCCAAGAACGCGCCAAUUCCUAUUACCCCACUACGGAAACCCGGCAGUCCCCGACCCCCCUGCAGGACAGUUUCGACCUCAACUUCCCCCCGCUUUUGACGCCGUCCAAAGAGCCCCCUUGCGAGAAGUUCGUGACCCCAUGUCCUGUCGCCAAACCCAACUUCAUUUACACCACCCCUAAGAAUAAAAUCCCGCCGAAGGUGCAAUGCAGCGUGAGGCUGCAGACCCCACGUGAUUGUGAUGUCGACACCGUGCAAAUACCACCAGAGAUCUCAUUUGGGAAAAUUCAAGUCAACGAUGUUGCCUACACUGUUUUGAACGAGCUGGGAAAAGGGGGAAGUUCACAGGUUUUUCACUGUUUUAACCCCCAGACGAAGAGUCACAGAGCGAUCAAAGUGGUCUCGCUUGAGAAUAAAGACUCGGCCAAGGGGUUUAUUAACGAGGUGAAAAUGUUGGAGAAGUUACAAAAGUGCAAUCGCAUCAUUAAAAUGUUUGAUUAUGAAAUUAAGGAGGAGGAAAAAACUUUGUUGGUCGUACUGGAGGUUGGUGGUACUGACUUAUCGAAAAUUUUGAAAGAAUCCGCCCUCAACACCGCUCAUAUGCCCCUCUACAUGCUGCUUUACUAUUGGAUGGAAAUGUUGUACGCCGUUAAGCAAAUUCAUUCAAAUGGAAUCGUUCAUUCGGACUUAAAACCGGCGAAUUUCCUCGAAGUCGGGGGUUAUUUAAAACUCAUCGACUUCGGAAUCUCCAGUUGUAUUCAAAAUGAUAUGACCAGUGUUUUCAAGGGGGUCCCCGAGGGCUCCUUCAAUUACAUAAGCCCCGAAGCUUUAAGUGGUGAGACUAGUUCGAACGUGAACAGCCCCACGUUUGGAAAACCAAAGUACAAAAUUAGUUAUAAGUCUGACGUGUGGUCGCUGGGGUGUAUUUUAUACCAACUGGUCUACCGACGCACCCCCUUCCAACACAUCACGCAAAUCUGGGUGAAACUCUCCACGAUCGUGAACCCCGACCACAGAAUCGAGUUCCCCGAGGCCGAUUGGGUCCCCCAGAAACUAAUUAAUACGAUAAAAAAGUGCCUGCAACGAAGUGUCAAAUCCAGACCCUCAAUCGACGAACUGAUCACCGAAUACGAAAACAUGUUCCAUAGUUUAGUGUAAAUAAACCCCUUUAUACAAUAUUAUAUUAUAUUAAAAAAUUUA